AUGGCGCCCGGAGCUGUUUCAGCAAAGGCUGCAGCGGCGCCUGCGCAAGGCUCUCCAAGGGGAGGUGGUGGCAGCGGCGGCAGCACGAAAAAAGCCACUUUGCACGAGGUGGCAAGGUGGCGGCCACGCGGUCGACUACCCUGCCUCUGUGGGGGCGUCACUAUGGCAGCCAUCCCUGUCUCUUCUGAGCACUUCACCCAAAUCAAAGAGCAGAAGUCUGGAGACCUAGAGGAGGAAAACGAGGAGGGUGAGGUCCAAAGAGUGGAAGCCCAGGAGGAUGCUGUCGAGGCGGAGGCCGAAAACAGCUGUGAGCUUCUGGAUGCCGGGUCCCAGAAAGAUGAGCCUGAGCUGCCUUUGUGGGUCCCGGUAGAGAGCGAUAGGCAGAUCCCGACCCUGCAGACCGCGCACUUGGAGUCCCAAGAUGUGCACCUACAGGGGCUGGGAUGGAUGAGCAUGCCACACUCUGAGGAGCUUUCAGUGCUAAUACCACAGGCAGAAAGCGUCCUACAGUUGCCAUCCGUGCUGCGGCGGGACCAAGAGCCCGAGCUCAACCUUCAACAUUGCAUGACCGUCAGCAUCCCGGAAGAGCUGAUGCAUUUUCACCUGCUGUGGGAAAAUGUGCUGGUGGCUGAGGAGGACCAAGAGUUAAUGCCAAACUUGGGGGAAAGCACAGCCCUGAGGGAGUCUGAAGAUGAAAAGGACCAGCUGCUGCCUGAGGGAGGGCCAGACAGGAAUGGAGAAGACAGUUUCCUCUUUGUGGAAACGAAACCGGAAGAUGAAGGAAGUGAAGAACUCCUUCUGACUAUUUCCCAUCUAAGCCUUGAAGAAGAGCAAAGCCAGCCAGAGCCAGAGCAGACCAGUAUGCCAAAAGAUGAUGCCACCAAACCUCGAAGGAAGACCAAGGGAAAACCUCGAAGCUUCCAGUGUGAUGCCUGCCCGUUCACUUCUUCCAAAUUGUCGACUUUCACUCGUCAUCUAAAAAUUCACAGUGAUGAGAGGCCACACCUGUGCCACCUGUGCCUGAAGGCUUUCCGCACCAUCACUCUCCUUCGGAACCAUGUCAACACCCACACAGGAACCAGGCCCUACAAGUGCGGGGACUGCGACAUGGCAUUUGUCACCAGCGGGGAACUGGUCCGGCACAGGCGUUACAAACACACUCACGAGAAACCCUUCAAGUGCUCCAUAUGCAAGUAUGCCAGUGUUGAGGCAAGCAAGCUGAAGCGCCACAUGCGCUCACACACAGGCGAGCGUCCCUUCCAGUGCCUCCAGUGUGCUUAUGCCAGCAAGGACACCUACAAGCUGAAGCGCCAUAUGCGGACCCAUUCAGGCGAGAAGCCUUAUGAGUGCCCCACCUGCCAUGCCCGGUUCACCCAGAGUGGGACCAUGAAAAUCCACAUGGUACAGAAGCAUAGCGACAAUGUGCCCAAAUACGAGUGUCCCCACUGCGCCACUACCAUUGGGAGGAAGAGCGACCUGCGCGUCCAUCUACGCAACAUGCACAGCCACAGCCCCGAGGAGAUCAAGUGUCGUUACUGCCCCGCUGGCUUCCAUGAGCGCUACGCCCUCAUCCAGCACCAGAGGACCCAUAAGAAUGAGAAGAAGUUCAAGUGUGAGCGGUGUGAUUAUGCGUGCAAGCAGGAGCGGUGCCUGACAGCACACAUGCGCAUACACACAGGAGAGAAGCCCUUCUCCUGCCUCGCCUGCGACCAGCACUUCCAGCAGAAGCAGCUGCUUACCUUGCACCUGAGGAAGUACCAUGAUGCAAGCGUCACCCCGGAUGUGCACCUGUGCCUCAAGUGUGGCAAAUGCUUUUCCCGCUGGAGUAACCUGCAGAGACACAGGAAGAAGUGUGACCCAGAAACUGAGCGGUUGGAGACUGAGAAGUUGGCCACCUCCAAAAAACGAAGACAGGAACAGAAGAUGCAGGCAGUGGAGGGAGGAGCAGCACCAGACAACGACUCUGCUGCCCAGGAGGGCGCCACCUUCCAGGAGUCACAGUGCCCUGGGGAGCCAGCUCAGGACCACCAAGGUGAAAGUGCAGCCAGGAGCAAGAGCCAGGAUGAGGAGCUGACCUGCGAGAUGAUCUUUAACAUGAUGGAUAAGUGA
This is a messenger RNA of Acomys russatus (golden spiny mouse), 2109 nucleotides long. It is a transcript of the gene Ctcfl, whose product is annotated as CCCTC-binding factor like. The record is from RefSeq and is a predicted model, not a curated record. NCBI's taxonomy places the organism in Eukaryota, Metazoa, Chordata, Mammalia, Rodentia, Muridae. Gene Ontology annotation, cellular component: nucleus. The coding region runs from base 1 to 2109 and encodes 702 amino acids. Gene Ontology annotation, molecular function: DNA-binding transcription activator activity, RNA polymerase II-specific; RNA polymerase II cis-regulatory region sequence-specific DNA binding. The transcript is spliced from 12 exons. Gene Ontology annotation, biological process: regulation of transcription by RNA polymerase II.